Messenger RNA from Adineta ricciae, 921 nucleotides. The record is from the annotation of a GenBank genome assembly. Lineage: Eukaryota; Metazoa; Rotifera; Eurotatoria; Adinetida; Adinetidae.
AUGGAAAUGUUAGCUUUCCAGCCAGCAAUGCCUGAUUUUUUAAAUGGAAGAAAACAAUUUACUACCGAAGAGGCAAAUAAAACUCGUUGUAUUACAAAAACUCGUUGGGUAGUGGAAAGUGUAAACAGUAAGAUUAAGAGGUGGCGAUACUUUAGUCAAGUUAUACCUAAUUCAUCUAUAAAUCACAUUGGCGAGGAUCUUUCUAAUGUAUGUGUAAUUAUAAAUUCCUAUUGUUCUCCAGCUACUUUGAAUGUUCAUGGAGAUCAAGAUAUUGCCGCUAAAAUGCUGCAACAACUGAAAAAGGACAAUCUCUUACAGAAACAUUUAGAUGAGCUUGAAAACCAAAAACUUCUCAAGUGGAAAAAACAUGAUGGUGUGUUCUGUUUAUUUCCAUCCCUUACACCAAACGAUGUAGAAAACAUUACUUUCGGUUCAUAUCAAAUUCAUCGGGCAAAAUCGUAUAUAGAGGAUCAUUUGAAACCAGCCUACUACGAUCCAAAUGAACUUAUAUUUUAUGUCGAAAUACCUGAUGGUUUCGAUAAUCUCGUUCGGGCCAGAUUUCAAUCUGGUCACAGUACUCGAAAAUUCUAUAUUUCUACUAUUCAAUUCGAUAAUACCGCUACUGAUGUUCCUAUCCAAGGUUGGUGUUGUACUUGCACAGUUGGGUUACGUGUUGUCGGCUGUUGCUCUCAUGUGUGUGGAUUGUUGUGGCACCUUGGAGUUAAUCGUGGAAUAGUUAACAAUUCCAAUCGUUUAUCAGCAUCUUAUUUCAAAACUGUCAUUGAUGAUAGUAUGGUGUUUACUGAUGAUGAUGAUUCUUCCGAUGAUGAUAAUAACAUAAAAUAUAGUUUGUCCAACCACUCUACAGGUACAGAUAGCGAAGAACUCUCAGACUCCGAUUCUCAAACAGAAGAAGAAUAG